AUGCUUCUCCGACUACCCCUCCGCCCGAUUUCCAUCGCCCAACGACCGCCCUACCUCUUCCCGGUCCCCAGCGCGUUCCGCCGCUCCAUCCAUCAGCACCACCAGCGCUCCCCGCUCCGUCCCGCCUUUCUACCCUGUCUCCGUCUCCGCAAUCCAACCCCCCUGAAGCGCCACCUCCACCUCCCGGCCAUCCUCGUCCCGCCGCUCGUCUUCACAGGACUCUUCCUCAUCCUCUGGGUCUACAAGUGUGCGAUGAUGAUCGUGUUCCAGAACCGGAUCAUCUACAUGCCGAGCAUGCCGCCGGGUGCGCGGCGGGAGAAGAUCGAGGAUUACGCUGGUAUGUGCGGCGGUGUGAGGUGGACGGAAAAGAGGAUACGGGCGCGGGACGGGGUGGAGCUGGGGUUAUGCGUGGGUGAGAGCGCCAACAGUGGGAGGUUGAAAGCCGCGGACACUGCGGAGAGACAUGUGGUGAUUUUGUAUUUUCAAGGCAAUGCUUCGUCCCUACCUCCCCGGUUGCCGCUUUUAUCAGGCGUGCUCAAGGAUCUGGAGCGAGGAGGCUCCGAUCCACGCGUGAAAUACACCUUCGUCGCGCUCUCGUACCGCGGCUACUGGACGUCUCGCGGACGAGCGUCGCAGAAGGGGAUCGAGCUCGACGCGCUCGCCGCGCUCGACUGGAUCCACGAGGAAUACCUCGAGGAUCUCGACGGUUCUACCUUACGGCGCGACCACGGCGACACCAUCGUCCUCUGGGGACAAAGUAUCGGCGCGGGCGUAGCCACAGGCCUCGCCGCGCAUCAGUGCGAGACGAAGUCCAACCGGCGGACAUCCGUCGGCGGACUCAUACUCGAAACGCCGUUCCUCAGCGUGCAAAGCAUGCUCGUCGCGCUCUACCCACAACGCUGGCUCCCGUACCGAUACCUAUGGCCCUUUCUGCGCAACUGGUGGGACUCAGAGGCGGCGCUGAAGCGAACGGGUGUCGCGCUGCAGGAGGCAGGACGGGAGCUUGAGCGAGGAUCGGAGAGGAAGAUGCGGGUAUUGAUCGUGUCUGCUGCGAACGACGAGCUCGUUCCGGGACAGCAGGCCGACAGACUGGAGGAGAUCUGUGUAGAGUCGGGGCUGGAUGUGCAGAGACGGAGGGUCGCGGGAGCUCUCCAUACAGACGCGACAGUUCGAGCUGAAGGUCGAAACGCGGUGGUGAGAUUCUUGAAAGAGGUAGGGGAAAGAUGACGUCAAAAAAAAAAAAAAGAGAAAAGGACAAAAAACGAAGCCUUUGGUUAUUAGUAAUACUAUCAUGCAGGGUCUUAACUAGUUACUAUGGAGUCCGACGCAGUUAUGCUCCCUUUCGAUUACAAGCUCGUGUGGAGUGCAGAACACGAGAUGUGGUGCAAGCUCCUUUGACGAGCGGGAGCCGUUUCCGAGACUAGCUAGCUGCGAGAGGGGGACGGAAGGGCGUGGUGGAAGUGAGUGUUAGCUUCAGACGGGCGCAGAAAAAAGAAUGUCGAGAUCGAAUCGAGAAAAGACGCGACACGUGGUGUCAGAUUCUCCAGCAGGGAGAAGCUCCCAUGUCUUUUCCGGCUUGGUGGUUGAAGAGAUGUCGUGAUCGACAGAUGUCCUUGGCAGGGCGCGGUGUCGUAUGUAGUCAGUUUAGUUCACGUUACGAACAA
Messenger RNA from Coccidioides posadasii C735 delta SOWgp, 1664 nucleotides. RefSeq lists its product as uncharacterized. Gene Ontology annotation, molecular function: palmitoyl-(protein) hydrolase activity. The record is from RefSeq and is a predicted model, not a curated record. Gene Ontology annotation, cellular component: membrane. NCBI's taxonomy places the organism in Eukaryota, Fungi, Ascomycota, Eurotiomycetes, Onygenales, Onygenaceae.